Drosophila persimilis is the source of this 2410-nucleotide messenger RNA. It is a transcript of the gene Wnt2, whose product is annotated as protein Wnt-2. Gene Ontology annotation, biological process: neuron differentiation; positive regulation of JNK cascade; multicellular organism development. Gene Ontology annotation, cellular component: extracellular region. Bases 1121 to 2182 code for a protein of 353 amino acids. NCBI's taxonomy places the organism in Eukaryota, Metazoa, Arthropoda, Insecta, Diptera, Drosophilidae. Gene Ontology annotation, molecular function: frizzled binding; cytokine activity. The transcript has 5 exons. The record is from RefSeq and is a predicted model, not a curated record.
GGUCGGUCGAGCGGGAUACGACUCCAUACGUAUAUAGCGAUAUAGCGCAUUCUGGCAGAUCGGGUUCGUGCAGCGAUCUGCCAUCAGCCAUCAGUGCCUCCAUCCUCCUUCUCGCGGACAAUCGAUCGGUGUUCCUGGCUCCGUUUGUCGUUUGUCGGCUCGGGUCUUUAAUUGCGUCACUAAUGAGCUGCAUUUAUGUUAAUCUCUGCACCCGGGACGUCUAAGCAUUUCAAGCGACACUCAGGGAUCCAAGAUCCAGCGAUCGAGCGAUCCAGCAUUCGGCACUUCUUCUCUUCUUUUCUUUUAAUUUUUGGUAGUUUUCACCUGCUGAGCCGUUUAUGGUUAUUGCCGCAAUUCCGUUGUGACAGUCGGAGGCGCUUUAUCAUAAAUUAAAAAAUCGUGUAGUCGGACAGAGCCCGGACCCCGGGACACCCGGCCCGUCCCGCGGCCCAACUGAUGGAUGAUGGUGCCGCCGCUGAUGCCAGUUUCGGCUCUGAGUUAUGGCCGGGCCAAGGCGGAGAUUUGCAUGAAUGAAACGCACGCGCUGAUAAACGAGCUGCUGGCCACAACAGCACCAUCAGUGCCGGCCCCAGCCCCAGCCCCGGCUCCAGUCGCAGUCCCACUCCCAGUCCCAGCAUCAUCUCGAAAACUGUUUUGUGAUCCGAUCUUGGUGCUCUCGCGAUGACUUAAUUGAAACGCCGCUGGCAGAAGCAGAAGGUGUUAAUUAGCAUAUGAACAACUGGACAAAAAAGACGGCGGUCUUGUGUAUUUUGUGUUUCGAUUUUCGGCUUUCGGCUUUCGGACUCCGAUUCGGUAUUGGUCAUUGGCUGGUCCUCCUCCUAAUACAAGUGUGUAUUUGUGUAGUAUUAUUGACUGCUGCCGUCUGCGUUUUCGGAUCAUUAAUAACAACCAGACAUUGAGGCAUUGGCUUACAUCCCAUAGAAGUUCUGUAUCCGCUCGGUUUCCUAUGGCAGUGGAGCCAUAGGAAAGGGUCGCGUCGCUCGAAUAACAGCCGCAUCAGCGAACGGGACUCCCGCCUCUCAGUGCGAAUGGGAUAUGAUGAUAGUGGCAAUUGUUGCGCCUGUAUUCGUGUUGUGUGCCGCCUCGGAUCUGCAUCGUCAUGUGGAAAACACAUAACAAGCUCUUAAUCUACAUACUCUGGAUUAUGGAAAUAAGAUUAGUGUCCAGCUUUACAUCCGCCAUGCUCUGCGGCCGCAUACCGGGCCUGACCUUGCCGCAGCGCCAGCUGUGCGGGGAGAUGCCGGACGCCCUGAUCGCCCUGGGCGAGGGCCAUCAGCUGGGGGCCCAGGAGUGCCAGCAGCAGUUUCGAGGCCACCGCUGGAACUGCUCGGAGGUGUGGCAGCGCAACGUCUUCGCCCAUGUCAUACCCAUAGCAUCGCGGGAGGCCGCGUUUACGUAUGCCAUAGCUAGCGCUGGGGCCGCCUAUGCAGUCACCGCUGCCUGUGCCCGCGGCAACAUCUCCACCUGCGGCUGCGAUGUGCGCCACAAAGCUAGCCCCUCCUCCGAUGGUGCUCCGGCAGAGCCCUGGAAAUGGGGCGGCUGUUCUGCGGAUGUGGACUUUGGCAUGCGAUAUGCGCGCAAGUUCCUCGAUGCCCGAGAGCUGGAGCGCGACUCCCGCACGCUGAUGAAUCUCCACAACAAUCGAGCCGGGCGAACGCUGGUGAAGAAACUGCUUCGCACGGACUGCAAGUGCCAUGGCGUGAGCGGGUCCUGCGUGAUGAAGACCUGCUGGAAGAGCCUGCCACCGUUCCGCCUGAUCGGCGACAAGCUCAUGCAGAAAUAUCAUAAAGCCAAAACUGUUCAAGCCGUUCGAGGCAAACGUGGACUGAGAUUAGUAAUAAGCAGAAAAAAGCAUGGCAGUGCCGGAGCCCGCCCACCGAAGCCUGCUUUGGUAUGGCCAAAGCGCAUGGAGCUGAUCUACCUGGAGGCGUCGCCUAACUACUGCGAGCGCAGCCUCCAGUCGGGCACGCUUGGCACGGCGGGUCGUCUCUGCCAUCGGAAUGAACGCGGACCCCAGAGCUGUGACCUGUUGUGCUGCGGGCGUGGCCAUAACACGCAGCACAUCCGACGCAGCAAGCAGUGCCGCUGUCAGUUCCGAUGGUGCUGCCAGGUGGAGUGCGAGCUGUGCGACGAGAGCUACGAGGAGUUCACCUGUAAAUAGUGGCGGACCCGCCCCAAUCCACAAGUUGACAUAUAACCCUCAAUGUUGAUAGGCUUAGAAAUAGGAUUAUUGCAUAACUAAAGCUAAAGUUAAUUAAGUAUUAUCAGAAAUGUAUUACACUCAGACAAGACAAGAAAAGAACACAUUCCAGUUUACAAUAAAACCAUUGAAGAUCUACCUAUAAUCCCCGAGACUACGGGCAGAUCGGUAGAGAAUGGCCAUUAAUAA